Molecule: messenger RNA, 3758 nt
Organism: Engraulis encrasicolus (European anchovy)
Lineage: Eukaryota; Metazoa; Chordata; Actinopteri; Clupeiformes; Engraulidae
Exons: 13
Coding region: 369-2543 (724 amino acids)
Biological process (GO): mitotic spindle assembly checkpoint signaling
Source: RefSeq, a predicted model, not a curated record
GUGAGUGAAAACAGACAUGGACGUGUUUUGAGAAAGCUCUGUAAAUCUAACAUUAUACUGCUAAGUAAAGAAAACAACAAUAAACACCCCAGCAAAAGUUUGGGGGAGCUGUGACACGUGCAGUUCAUAGACCUUGGUGAGUGAGCGUGAUAAUUCUUUUUCUGUACGUCUGAAGAACAUAGGUCGAAUUGAAGGCGUGAAAAUUGGUUCGCAAAAAGGAAAACGAUAGUCGUAUAUCCUACUGGGUUUCUGUUGUUGUUUGCGUAAAUCUGUCAUUUCAAACAAAUAGGCAUCGGCAUGUGAAUAUAUGGCCCCGUUGAACAGAGAAAUCAUUCGUUGACUUGAAGUCCCAUACCGGAGCACCAACAAUGGCCUGUGAUAUAAUUGAGAUUUCUCAACAUAUCAAUGCGAAUCACCAACAAGCCUGUAGUGACCUUGAAAAGGCCAGCCGAUUCAUCACAGAAGCAUUGCAGAGUGAGAUCCAGAGGAACACAACUCUGCGGAUGUUAAUCCACCGUUUGGAAGAAAAGGCAGCUGAGAAUGGAAGGAGCCUAUCAGCGCAGACUGAGUCAAACCGGCAGCUGAAGGUCCAGGUCGAUAAACUACAGAAACGUCUGAAGGACAAGGACAACUCCCUAGUACAAGCCAAACAGACUAUUGGUGUCCUGAAGAAUGAACUGGGGGACCUGAAACAGCAGCUGCACAGCCACCAGAAUAGUCAAAGGACGAUUCAGGAAGUGACAGAGUGGCUGCAGCAGGAUGGCCAGAGCCAGGAGAGCCAGAGCAAUGAUGCGGAGGAAAGUGUCCUGCAGAAUCCAGAUGAUGGAAAUGAUAUUAAGCAAGAAGAGGCGGAUGAGGAAUACCCAAGUAGCAAUCAAUCAGAUGAUCUUGUAGAUGAAACAGACUCCCCCACAGAACAGAACACUACCAUCAAAGCUGAACUGGUGAAGCUCCUGAACCAUGAAGACAUAGAGAAAGCGAUCUCCACCCAUCUCCCUGAGCUUCCAGAUCAGACUCUGGCGUCUCUGAUGGAACUGUUGGAAGAGCUCGGCGUAGAGACUAGAGCAGACCUUGUUUAUCUCCGCGAGAGUGACAUGUCGAAAUGUCUUCAACCAAUCCAGUUCCGCAGGCUGCUGAGCGGUCUGAAGAAUGAGGCUCUUCCAGUCCUUCAAAUCGAUUACGCUACGGUCACCUCUCAACGCCCCAUCGCUACCACUACUACUCACCCUCCAUCCUGGACUUCCCCAGCAACUUCAAGCCCCUCUGUGUCUUCCUCUUCGCGGGCUGGCAGGCCGUGGUAUGUCGACUUCCAGGUCAAAUGGGACAGGAUGCCGUUGCCAAUUCGAAGAGCGCUGGAGAGUCAAACCAGACCGUCGCCGGUGGACAGGAGGUCCAUGGUGAGGGUGGUCGUCGACCAGAUGCAGGAGUACGAGCUGAACCCCACCAGAUCGAUGUGCCACAGCGUGGCGCGCAACAUCGUUCAGGAGCACCCGAAAUGCUUCGCCGAUGUCGGCAAGGGAGGCGACAUCGUCGGGGACGGCAGUCACUCCCUCCUACAGCAGAUCAAGACGAGGGUGGAGCAUAAGAACAGGAAUAGCAUGUUGGCGCGGCACCGUCGGGAGAAACGGACGCGCGACACCACCGCUGAGGCCAUGGAGGAGACGAGCAGGCUGGCGCUGAGAGGGCCGGUGGACCAGUACGGCUGCGUGAGGUGGAGUCCCACGGAACUGCCGUUCGGAGAAACCCCAGAGGGCUUGAACGAGGUCAAAAACCAACUGUACAGACUGUACUUGGAGAAAGGGAUCGGCGGCACCGCGGAAGAAGAGGCGGAAGCUCUGAUGGUGAGGACGUACGUUAUCCAACGCGAGUUCCUCAACCGCGUCCCUGCGCCGACGGUCGCAGAGAUUCAGAAGGAGUGGCCCUUCUUGUUUUCGCAGAGGGGCUUUUUCACCCACUUCGGCUUGCUGACGGACGUGCCGAUCCUCAUUAAACUGCAAGAGGCCAUGGGAAACAAAGGAGACAUGAUCAUUCGGUACUUCCGGAAGCACACGAGGGAUGUCCACAGCAGAUUCGACGAAGUCUUGGACAAUUACGAGCGUGGAACCUCGGACAAGACGAUGGGUGUCCUCCUGCUCCUUAUGGCUUACUUCAACGAGCCCAAAACCUCCAUCUUGCUUGAGGCUGAUCCGUGUGCCACUGCUAUGGAUGUACAAAGAACACAGAAGCUUCCAACCACCCCAUGCUUGAUUGUACAAGGUGAGCUGUUGAAGCCAAGGGGGUGGAUGUUGUCGGUUGAGGAGCGCGUGGUCAUGGGGCCACACUGCGAUGUUUUGAACGGGUUGGCUGCACUCUUCGCCAGCUUCUACAACCUGAACCUCCCGUACCCUGAAGAGAGUUACAUCAUUCUAGAAUUUAUUCAGAGAUGUUUCCUGGGUAUUAAUCCAGAAACCGGCUCCAAGACAAAGAAGAAACGUGGAGGUCUCAACCAACAAGUUUGCACUCUUAUGCGCAAGCUGUUAGAUUUUGAGUGGCAGGCAGGGUAGUUUUUUGUUUUUUAGCUUAACUGUGGUAAAACAUUAAGUUAGAGGUUAAAACAUUAAACUAGAGAUGACACAGCAUUUUGUGACAGCACUGGAAAACCCCAAGUGCAGCCUCAAUCUUCUGUAGGUAGACCUAUGCUCUUCAGUCAGCACAAAUCAAUGGAGAACACAGGGCUGCACUAUUAUGGAAAAAAAUCAUAAUCACGAUAUUUGGGUCAAAACGGAAUCACAAUUAUUAAUCACUAUUAAUAUAUUUUGCAGAGUUUUAUUUAAAAUUAUAAAAAAAGGAAAUGUAACAAAGAAUGAAUUAUAUUCGGGACAAACAAAAUAAAACUCAAUUGUAAUAAUUAUGUAAAAGGCAAUAGCAUUAAACUUAGGUGGACAGAUUUUUGGCCAGAAACACCAGCCUGUCAGUAUAUUCUGGCUUCAAGGAUGGUAGAAGGUAGGUCACUAUUGCCACGAUUGAAAUCACGAUUUCGAUAUCACGAUUAAAUCAUGAUUUUCGAUUAUUUUCCAUUAUUUGUGCAGACCUAGGAGAACAUUCCCACCUCUGUCAAAAAAUGGCCUAAAGCUGUGUGAGUGUAUUAUCAAGAAUCAGAUUUGAGAUGUCUGAGAGGCUAAAUUUCCACUUAAAACGCGACUUGAUAAAAUACAUUUUAAAACCGGUUAGAUACGUAGAUGUUUAGCAGCACAUUUCAACUAUUGCCCUUUUAUAGUCUGUCGAUGGAAAUUUUCACAUUACGCCUUUUUUGAUAAAAGGUGAAAGCCCCCUUCUCCAUGCAUUUACAUUGCUCAAGUCUACCGCACCCACAAAUAAUGGCUUGCCAGGAUUGCCGUGAAAAAAGGGGCGACGUCACCUCUUGUCUAAUGUUCAACCUCUAUGUACAUUUGAAAGCUAUAAUUUUUCGUUAAUCUUGAAAGCUGUUAACUACAUUUUGAGUUGCAGGCAACGCAGAAGGUCUUUUUCAUGUAUUUGUUCUCAUUAUAAAUCGUUAGAAAAAUUGAAGCCCUUUCUAAAGAGUAUCACCUUUGUUAUGACCCCUCUUGCUGCGGUUACACAUUUUUACAUGUUAGCUGUUGGACAUUUUAUACUAUUUUUUAUUAUUUUAUUUUUAAAGUUUUUUUGAUUAUGUUUUCUUGUUUGGAGUAUGUUUAACUGUCUUUGGAUGUAACAGCUGAAAAUAAUUAUGAUGAGUUGCAUUAAAUGAUAUAAACAAA